Molecule: messenger RNA, 864 nt
Organism: Labeo rohita (rohu)
Lineage: Eukaryota; Metazoa; Chordata; Actinopteri; Cypriniformes; Cyprinidae
Product: deleted in malignant brain tumors 1 protein-like
Exons: 3
Cellular component (GO): membrane
Source: RefSeq, a predicted model, not a curated record
ACAGUGUGAAUGUGAGGUUGGUUGGUGGACACAGUCGCUGUGCUGGUAGAGUGGAGGUUCAUCAUAGAGGUCAGUGGGGAACAGUGUGUGAUUCUGGUUGGGAUUUGGCUGAUGCUGCAGUGGUGUGUAGAGAACUGGACUGUGGAAAACCCGUAGAUGCUCUGGGUGAUGCUUAUUUUGGACCAGGAUCAGGACCAAUCUGGUUUACAGGCACAAUAUGUACUGGAUCAGAGUCAACACUAAAGAGCUGUGGAACAAUAAAAAUGAAAAUGUCUGAAUGUAAUCAUGCCAAUGAUGCUUCAGUAAUCUGCUCAGAGGUCAGGCUGGUUGGAGGUUCUCGCUGCUCUGGGAGGUUAGAGAUACUUCAUGAUCAGUCAUGGAUGUCAGUGUGUGAUGCUGCCUUUGACCAGCAGGAUGCAGAGGUUGUGUGUAGAGAGCUGGACUGUGGGGCUCCUGUACAGGUGCUGGGAGCAGCUGCAUUUGGCAAAGGAGAUGGUCAUAUUUGGACACAAGAGAUUCACUGUAGAGGAAAUGAAUCUCAGAUUCACCUCUGUCCAACAUCCUCACACCAACUCCACUGCUCCCAUGAAAAUGAUAAAGGGCUGGUUUGUGCUGGCAUAAUAAAAGUAAAACUAGUAAAUGGUAAAAGCCCUUGUGCUGGUAGAGUGGAGCUUCUUCAUAGAGGUCAGUGGGGAACAGUGUGUGAUUCUGGUUGGGAUUUGGCUGAUGCUGCAGUGGUGUGUAGAGAACUGGACUGUGGAGCACCUGUAGAUGCUCUGGGUGAUGCUCAUUUUGGUGAAGGAUCAGGACCAAUCUGGAUGAGUUUAGCAUUAUGUACUGGAUCUGAAUCCACCCUCAAGGACU